AUGGCUCGGUCUGACGUGUCACGAAGCCAGAGGGGCCCUGCUGUCCACGUGGCACAGGCGGGGAUCGGCGGACAUGGGGGAUGGGGCUCCUCCAACCUCGGUACACUCACACCCCUGCCUCAACUCAUCCCUCCGUGCUUGCCUUGUCUCUCCCUAUCUUGUCUCUUGCCCCCCAAACGCCCACCACCGCUCUCCACCCAUCAGGACGAGCCCAUCCGGCGCAAGGGCCCGCGCACCAAGUUUUCCAAGGAGGCGGUCGACUGCCUCAACUCGUGGUUCCUCUCGCACCUGCACCACCCCUACCCCACCGAGAGGGAGAAGGCGGAGCUAGCAGCGAACUCAGGGCUGAGGGACACGCAAAGGGAGAAGGCGGAGCUAGCAGCAAACUCAGGGCUGAGGGACACGCAGGUCAACUGCUGGUUCAUCAAUGCACGGGUCAGCAGGCAUCCAUCUCCAGUAAUUAGCACACCACCCCUUGUUACCAGCACGCCUCUGCCCGAACCUACCAGCAGUCUCAACCAGCAGCAGCAGCAGCAGCAGCAGCAGCAGGUGCGGCAGCAGCAGAAGCGGUAUUCUCCCUCUCCACUAGGCUGCAACACCAAGGGCGUCAUGCUGAAGACUGGGACUGCCGCUGCUGGCUCGGCAGGCGGUUCCCCUGCUGCUGCUGGUCGCAGUAACAGUGCUGGUGCUGGUAACCACACGUGUGCUGGUAACGCUUCUACUGCUGGUGGUUUUGCUGAGCUGGCAUAUGAGGAGGAGGAGGAGGAGGAGUGCCAGUUCGUUGACUCAGAAGACCCGCUUGACUCGGUUCUUCCCGCGCUGGCGCUGCUGCGGUUGCAGGUGAAGCGGUCUGAGGAGAAUAAGGGGCAGAGGCGCAGGAAGGAGCAGCACGGGGAGCAGGUGCAGAAGCAGAAGCAGGAGAAGCAGCAGAAACAGAAGCAGCGGAAGCAGCAGCAGCAGCAGCAGCAGAAGGGAAAGGAGGAAGGGAAUGCGGGAUAUUUGAGGCUUCUUACCAAAGGUGGAGAGGGGAGGCUAGAAAACUACGGAGGAAGUGAGGGGAGUGAAGGUGCUGAGGAGGAGGCAGAGGAGGGGACUGGUGGGGAGGGUGGCGAAGCUGAAAGCGAGGAAGAGGGUGCUGAUUUCAAAGACAGGGAAAGCAUAGAGGAGGAGAAGGGUGAGCAGGAGGCAGGGGCAGGGGAGGACGGUGAUGGGGAGACAGAGAGAGAAGAGGGAGAGGCGGGGGAUGACGAGGGGAGUGAGGAGGGGGAUGAGGAAGGGGGUGAGGAGGAGAGUGAGGAGUGGAGCGAGGAGGAGCAGCUGAAGGCGAUGAGUCUGAGGGACGUGUACAGGCGGUGCUUCGGGGAGGAGGUGGUGCUUCGGAGGAGCUCGGAUGAGGGCGAUGGGCAGGGAGGUGGGCACGGGGGUGGCGCAGGGGUGGGUAGGAGGGGCGACGGACAGGGCAGCGUACAGGGUGGAGGGCAGGGGAAUGGCAAGGGGAAUGGCAAGGGGAAUGGGCAAGGCGUUGAAGAUUUGGGUACCAAAGGAGUUGACUACAUCGGUGGCUUGCUGGACAUGAUGGACGGCCUGGAUGGGCUGGCAGGAAUGGACGGACUGGAUGGGCUUGACGGCUUGGAAGGGAUCGAUCUCAUGGAUGGGAUGACUGGGUUGGGAGAUUUUCAAGGCGUUACAGAACGGUUAAAUGAUGAGAUGGAGGGUAAUGAAGGGUUUGAGGGACAUCCAUGCAUACAGGAGCAGCAGCUGGUGGCAGUGCAAGGGGGUUUCACUGAAGAGCCUCUGUCUAUUGAGGCUCAGGAAGAGGAGAAUUACUUCUGUGAUGAAGCAGAGGAUUACUACAGCGAAAAUGAGGAGGGAGACUUUCCCAGGGGAAACGGAGAAGGUGUUGGGAGGUAUGAUAUGAUAGGGUAUGACAUGGCAGCGUAUGACGUGGCAGCAUGUAGGAGCAGUGGCACCCCUGCAAGUGGGGGAGGCAGCAUACGUGGAGGGGAACACAUGGUUGGUGCCGUGCCAGCCGUUUAG
Messenger RNA from Closterium sp. NIES-65, 2037 nucleotides. NCBI's taxonomy places the organism in Eukaryota, Viridiplantae, Streptophyta, Zygnematophyceae, Desmidiales, Closteriaceae. The record is from the annotation of a GenBank genome assembly.